Archocentrus centrarchus (flier cichlid) is the source of this 3060-nucleotide messenger RNA. RefSeq names its product whirlin-like. Gene Ontology annotation, biological process: auditory receptor cell stereocilium organization; sensory perception of sound. Gene Ontology annotation, cellular component: photoreceptor inner segment; stereocilium tip; stereocilia ankle link complex. The transcript is spliced from 11 exons. NCBI's taxonomy places the organism in Eukaryota, Metazoa, Chordata, Actinopteri, Cichliformes, Cichlidae. The record is from RefSeq and is a predicted model, not a curated record. Bases 1 to 2883 code for a protein of 960 amino acids. Gene Ontology annotation, molecular function: protein binding.
AUGAGCGCUGAUCUGGAGAGCGUUUCGCUCAACACGUCGUUGAACUCGAUUUGCUUGGGCGGCCGUUCGCUCUCGGCAAACGUCCGAAGGCUACAUAACGCUCUUAACCUUCUGCUCAAUGACCUGGAGAGAGAACAGUUUAUCCACUGUCUCAAUGUUUACCACGCCAAGCGCAACGUCUUCGACUUGGUCCAAACUCUUAAAGUGAUUCUCAACACGCCAGGCAAACGCCAGCUCCUGCCCAUGUUGCGCCUGGUCAUCCCGAGGUCCGACCAGUUGCUGUUCGAUCAGUACACGUCCGAGGGACUCUAUCUGAAGUCGGAUCUGCUACCCAGCAACGACGCGGAGGGUUUUGUGCACGAGGGAGAGUCAGCUCUGCAAAAAUAUGCCAGUUCUACCCAUGAGCAGCCCCUCGCAUCGGGCUGCCCGGACGGUUUCAGUGCAGCCGCUGAACUCUCGGCUUGCAUGGUCUCAGCGUUCUGUGAGGGCCCCUGUGGAGAGAUGCGCAAAGUUACCCUGACACGCUCCAGGAACCACGAAGGUCUGGGCUUCAGCAUUCGCGGGGGUUCAGAGCACGGCGUGGGGAUCUAUGUUAGCCUAGUAGAGCCGGGCUCAUCGGCUGAGAGGGAAGGACUAAGAGUCGGGGACCAGAUAGUGGCCGCUAAUGACACAGUGUUUGAGAAUACUACUCACGAAGAGGCGGUGAAGGUGCUAAAAGGAUGCAAGACGCUGAACAUGUCUGUGUGUUCUAUGGGACGGAUUCCUGGAGGCUACAUCACCAAUAAUCUGUAUACCUGGGUGGACCCACAAGGCCGGAGUGUCUCCCCACCACAUGAUAACCAGGAGGUCAAUCAGAGGCAAGGGCAUAGCACGGAGGAGAGAAUGGUGAACCUGAAUAUGGAAGAUGGUCGCUCUUUGGGUCUAAUGAUCAGGGGUGGUGCUGAGUAUGGACUGGGGAUCUACAUUACUGGGGUGGACCCUGGAUCUGCUGCAGAUGUUGGUGAACUAAAGGUGGGUGAUCAGAUAUUGGAAGUGAAUGGUCAGAGCUUUGUGACCAUCUCCCACGAUGAGGCAGUUCAUAUCCUGAAAAGAGGGCGCCACUUGCUGAUAAAAGUGGUGGAUGUGGGUCGCCUGCCUCAUGCACGCACAGCGGUAGAUGAGUCCAAAUGGAUCUGCAGUCAUGCCAUAGUUGAGACCAGUACUACAGCUAACCCCAAUUCCAUCCACAACGCCACUGUCAGUGGUGGUAUCCAUGCUAGUGUCAGUCCCAGUAAUUGUAGUACAAGACCAUCUUCAGCCAGAGCUACACCUGUAUUAGGAAAGCCAGCAGGUGUGGGCCCACCCGGUGCUCAGGUGUCUCUGGAGCAGCAGGCCUACAUGUUGUUGACAGAACCAGAAAGGCAAACCAUGAACUACUACCUACAGGAGUAUCAGGAAGGACAUAUAGGAGUGGAGCCUCUGGCCAUGGCUCUCUUUGAGCUUUUCAAUACACAUGCAAAGUUGUCUAUGUUGUCGGAGGUGAGGAGUCUGAUGGUGCCACAGGAUCUGGAGUUGUACGAUAGGCUGGUGUUGCACCGUGAGAGGGAGGCUCAUAAAUCUUGGCAUGGAGGCCUAGGAGCGCUGGAUCCUCAGGACCAUUGUAACCAUACAGCACCUAUGAUCCAUGAUGCGGGACAAACUGCCCCCGCUAUGGAUGAAAAACAGGCAUUGGGUGAAUCACCUCCACCCUUCAGAGCUCCUUCUAUCCAGACCCAAAGAAGGCCAUCCAGGGAGAAAGAGCUCAGUUGGAAGCCUUCAGCCAGAGUGCUGCAGCCCAUUUCCAGACUGCUCUUCACUGGCCCCACCCAUUCACUUCAGGACUGCUUCCAUAAACCUAUCAAAUCCCUUCCCACCACCCACAACCCAACACCAGACUCUCCCCAUCGCACCUGCCCUGGUGGCACCUACUACACUUCCCUCAGUGCCCUCCAUCACACCUGCCAGAGUUCCCUCCAUCUCUUUGACUCGGAACACCACAAUGAUCACCAUGUCCACCACCAUGCAGUCCACCAUAACCAGCCCAGUUCAGGACACCACACCUGCCCAGGCUUCCUGCACUUCCGGGACUCCACCAGUCCUGCCAAACCGGAGGCAUCCGUCAAACUUUCUUCUUGGUCCAGCUCUUUUGAAAAGUCCUCUGUCUUGUCAAAGUCUGCAGCCUCAUCCAAAGCAGCAUCUCCCUUGCCAUCCCCGCAUCCAUCACCCCAUCCCUCACCAUGUCCCUCCCCCUGCCCCUCUCUCAUCACACAUGCUGCUCCUCCCUGUAGUCUUGACCAACCCAGUUCACCUGCCCUCACACAGAAAUUCACUGUAAUAGACAUGAACCGGCUAUCAGCAGAUGCCAGACCACAGCAAAGAGGGACAACCCUCUCCCAGUUGUCAGACAGUGGCCAGACUCUGAGUGAGGACAGUGGGGUGGAUAUAGCAGAGGGAGGAGGCUUCAGUAAGGACGGCAGCCCACGACCCACCAAAACCCUGCAGAGACAUCUGGAACAGUCAGGGUCCCAUGCACGCCCUCCAGAGAUUGCCAGACAACUGUCUGCCUCACCCAUACCAGCACCCACUGCUAUCCUGGUAAGAGUGUUAAAAAAUGCAAACGCUCUGGGCAUCGCAAUAGAGGGUGGAGCAAAUACACGCCAACCUUUGCCCCGCAUAGUCACCAUUCAGAAAGGAGGCUCAGCUCAUAACUGUGGCCAGCUGAAGAUUGGCCAGGUCAUUCUGGAAAUCAAUGGCAUCCCCUUGAGAGGUCGGGAACACAAAGAUGCUGCCAGAAUCAUCGCUGAGGCUUUUAAGACAAAAGAAAAGGAUCACAUUGACUUCCUGGUAGUAGAACCAGGAGUCUAGUAAGGGGAUUUUGCACUUAAUGCAGCAUGGUUAAAGAAAACACUGGUUUACCAUUGUAAAGGUUGCUAAACUCCACAUGGUGUUCUACAAUCAUGGCCCUUAUUUUAUUUUCAGGGAAAAGAUCAGUGGAAUGAUGUGUCAGGUAUUUGUUAAUAAAACUACAGAAAUUUUCACAAU